GUCUAAAGAGACAUAGUUACCAUUUUUUUGCUUUUAAAAAACAGUUUUCCCUUUCUUUUUUUACUUUUUCUGCUAUAUACUAGAAAUUCUGAAAUUUAGGCAAGUUUUUGUAGGUUUGAAACCAAAUGUUAAUAUUUAUAUCGGAUGUAUAAAAAAUAAAUCAUCAUCCCUCAAACUUAGCAAAUGAUUAUUCGAACUAGGAUAUUCAAUCCCUGAACAACAGCAAUAAUUAACCAUCAAAGUUUAUACUAUCUUCACUUAUAACAUUUAUUUUUUGUUUUCCCAAAACAUAUUUUUAUAAAUUUAAUAAUACAGGUCCAGUUUUUCGGCUAAUAUAACUCCACUUAAUUCAUAACAAUAAGGUUAUAUAUAUACUAAAACAUUUCAUUUAUAUAUACUUAUAAAUUUGUUGGUUUGGGAAAUAAAUUUAUAAGUAUAUAUAGAUAUAUUAAGGGAAGUAGUUUUUAAUAUGUUGAUGUGUGUGGAAAACUAUAAAUCACAUCCAUAAUAAAACAAGGUAGUACUAUUUAUAUAAUCAAAAUAUGAUAAUGCUUCCUUUUUAAUUAAAGAGAAAUUUCUUGAUAGUUAUGUUUUUUUAAGCCAAUACAUGUCUUUAUAUUGUAUGAUACAACUUGUAUCUAUCUUUUCAGAAAAUGUAAUAAUAAUUUAUGAGUUUAUCUAUAAAGUAUUAACCACGAUUUCUUUCUAUUUUGUAAAGGAAUCAAAUAAUUUUUUACUAGGUUUUUACUUUUUAGUUCAUCUCUUGAUUUCUCUAUAUAUUGUGGUCCCAUCAAAGGUGUCAAUUAAUUCACCCAGCGAUUAUAAAACAAAAGUGUUACACCAGAAGUCGCCAAUCACAUUUUCUCUCAGUUUAUAAUAAUUUCUUUAUCUUCUUGCUUCCUCUUCAACCUUAUAGAAACCUUCACAGUUCAUAAAACUCUCUGUCUCUCUGCAAAGAUAUCUAGCUGAUUGUUCUUCAUUACUCUUAUAAAUCAGUUGCUACAUACUUGCGUUUGCAAAUGGGAAGACAUUCUUGUUGUUAUAAGCAAAAACUUAGAAAAGGCCUUUGGUCUCCUGAAGAAGAUGAGAAACUUCUCAAUUACAUAACUAGACAUGGUCAUGGCUGUUGGAGUUCUGUCCCCAAACUCGCAGGUUUGCAGAGAUGUGGAAAGAGUUGUAGGCUUAGGUGGAUAAACUAUUUGAGACCAGACUUAAAGAGAGGAGCUUUCUCACAAGAGGAAGAAAGCUUGAUCAUUGAGCUUCAUGCUGCGUUAGGCAACAGAUGGUCUCAGAUCGCAACUCGGUUACCAGGAAGAACAGACAACGAGAUCAAAAACUUUUGGAACUCUUGUCUUAAGAAGAAGCUGAGAAGAAAAGGCAUUGAUCCAACAACACAUAAACCCAUAAUAAGCGAACUUCAACAUAACGUCAUAGAUCAGAAGCUGACGUCAUUAAAUACUUCGGAAGUAGUAAAGUCAACGGCUUCGAUAAACAACCCGCAUGAUCAGUCGAUGGUCGUCUUAUCCCAACCAGGUCCCUGGUGGUACCCGGCGACCGCGACCACGACCACGGCUAAUCAAAACGCUGAGUUUUGCUUCAGUUCGAGUACUACCCAAACGGUUUCAGACCAGAUCGUAUCUUUGAUCUCAUCAAUGUCCACGUCAUCAUCUCCCACACCAAUGACUUCAAACUUCAAUCCUAUUCCAAACAACUGGGAACUCAGCUACUGUAACAACACAGUUCCAUCUCACAGCAACAGUAUCUACAGUGCUUUCUUUGGUAAUCAUUACAAAGAAGCUACCCAAAUCAUGAAUACUAAUAAUAAUAAUAUAUUAUUAGAUCAGCAUCCUCAUCAAGACAUGAAGUCAUGGGCGCCAGAGAUUCUUCAUUACACAGAACAUAACCAAAGCUCAGAAACUGGUUUUGAAGCAGAAGUGAAGCCAGACAUUGCCAAAUACUACUGGAGAUCAGUAUCAUCAUCGCCAUCACCAAAUGAAAGCGCUGCGACAUUACUACAUGAUGCUGACGUGGAGUUUUACGGUAAAAAUCUUCAAAAACCUAAUAUCAUGGCGUUUGAUCAGAGGCUUUAGAUUAGUUAUGUGCUAAAGAGUGUAAUCAGUAUUUCUUCAAUUUCUAUUCACAUUUCAAGGAUCCGAGUUUACUUGGUUAAUAUUCUGCAUGUGUGUAAGUAUAUUUUUAUAUGUUUUUUGGCUGUGUAAAUUCUCUACUCGUGUAUUUUGUUUUUGUUUUGUUUUUUUUUGUGCUAAGAUGUAAUGCCUUUUUUAUUCUUCUUGUCAUGACUUUGACCUAAAUACAGUUUACCUUAUUUUUAUCUACAUC
This is a messenger RNA of Brassica rapa (field mustard), 2340 nucleotides long. Its product is annotated as transcription factor MYB86. The record is from RefSeq and is a predicted model, not a curated record. Lineage: Eukaryota; Viridiplantae; Streptophyta; Magnoliopsida; Brassicales; Brassicaceae.